GAAUGCAGCAAGUAAAUGAUUGUGCCUUAUCGAACAACUCCCUCAUCUCACAGGGAGGACUUUGAACACACCGAGGAAUUUCAACAAGCCACGGGAAGCAGCCGCCUCAGAGAGAAUUCCACUUUCCCUUUUUCCUUCAAGCUGUUUUUGCUGCCCAAAGAGGAAAAGACAACCAUGAGGAUUGUAGUGUGCGCGCUCUUGCUGCUAAACACGGCUGAUUCCGUGGAUCAGGCCAGACGAUCUGAAGCAAGAGACAACGUCCCUGCAGAUCACACGGGUUCUUACGUGGGGAAACUGCUGGUGAUACCGAUGGAUGGGAGUCACUGGGUGGGUAUGAAGGCCAUUUGUCAGGAAAUGGGUCGACGCGGACACCAAGUGACUGUUGUGAUGCCAGAGCUCACCAUUCUGAUGGGUCCAGGGGAGCACUACGAGACGCUGACUUUCCCUGUUCCAUUUGACAAGGCAUUUGUGGACUUUGUGAUGUCCAAGAAUGAAGACGUGUUAGAGAAAACUUCGCAGUCUUUCGUAGAGAAAAUUCAGGACAAAUUCUCACACAUACAAAGAAUUGCGGGACUGCUUCACACCAUUGCAGAGAGCCUUCUCUUCAAUGACAGUCUUAUUUCACAUCUGGCUCAGCAGAGAUUUGACGCUGUCCUGACAGACCCCAUGGUGCCCACAGGCGCUUUAAUAGCUCGGAAAUUAGGUAUUCCAACAGUUAAUCUGCUGAGAGGGAUUCCGUGUUUUUUGGACAUGCAGUCUGCAGGGUGUCCAUCGCCGCCUUCCUAUGUGCCUCGCUUCUUCACGGGCCUCACCGAUAAAAUGACCUUUAAACAACGGGUCGUCAACACUUUGGUGAGUGCGCUGGAACCACUCCUCUGCCGACUCAUCUAUUGGCGUUUUGACCAAUUUGCUUCCAAGUUCCUGGAAGAGGACCUGAGUGUAGCUGAUGUGCUCUCAGACUCUGCAAUCUGGCUGCACAGGAUUGACUUCACAAUGGAGUUCCCACGGCCGUUAAUGCCUAAUAUGGUGCCAGUUGGGGGCAUCAACUGCAAUGUGAGAAAUCCUCUGCCUGACGAUUUGGGGCCCUGGGUGUCAGGAAAAGAUGGAUUUGUUGUCUUCACACUUGGGACCGCAUUGAAAAAAAUGCCAAAUGAGAUAACCCAAAUCUUCUUUGAAGCGUUCAGACAAAUUCCACAGAAGGUAAUAUGGAGAUAUUCUGGACCUGUUCCCGAUAAUACACCAGAAAAUGUAAAGAUGAUGAGCUGGGUGCCCCAAAAUGACUUACUUGCUCAUCCUGGAGCUCGGGCCUUCAUCACUCAUGCUGGCUCACAUGGGGUGUUCGAGGGACUUUGUCAUGCCGUUCCAAUGGUCAUGCUACCUGUUGGUGGGGACCAGCCUGACAAUGCAGCAAAAAUGGCAAGUAGAGAAGUGGGAGUGGUGUUGGAUAUUUUAUCCAUCACUGCAGAAGACCUGCUACAGGGACUGAAUGAGGUCAUUAACGACACCAAGUACAAAGACAACAUGAAGAGGCUGUCCGCGUUACACAGGGACCGUCCUGUUGAUCCACUGGACCUUUCUGUGUACUGGACCGAGUUUGUGAUGCGGCAUAAAGGUGCCAAACACCUCAAAGCAGCCGUGCAUGGCCUCAACUGGUUCCAGUACUUCUGUCUGGAUGUAAUAGCGCUACUUGUUACAGUUGUGCUGGUUUUUAUAGUCUUGACAGCUAAAUGUUUGAUGUUCUGCUGUCAGAAAAUGAGCAGAAAGAGCAAGCAAGAUUAGAUGAGAAUUAAACAAAAAACAGAACAAUGCAGGGAGAGCUGCACAUUUUUUGAGGACAAUAAGUGAAGCCAUGUAGUGAGCAAAGAGACUUUUAGUUAAUAAAUGAAUUCAGAAUAGCACUGGAAUCAAAGACGGUGUAUUGGGGACAAGAGUGGGGAUUACAAUGUGCAUUAGUGGGAACCCUUCUUUGGUGGAAAAAAGGCAUACUCAACAGCCAGAGCAACAGUAAAGGCAGCAAAGCCCCACUUGAAUCCUCUCAGCAGUACGUCGGACAGAGUCACAGCACGCGCAAAGCCACCCGCAUACCUCCAUGCCUCAUUUCUAAACAAUGAGAUAGACACAGUUGAGUAAGCAAUUAUAGAAUUAUCAGAAAUGUCACAAAUAAAUAAAAAGUCUGUCCUAUGUAAAUGCUUACCGGGCCCAUGGGUCAUUGAGGCCCCUGGCUGCCAGUCUUUGCUGUGUAAACUCCAGUGGAGUGCCCUUUGUCUUCCAUUGCUGCCAGUCUGGCAUGGACAUCUUGCUGUGGCCAUGGUCACCUCCCAUACUAAUUAAUGAGUGUAUAAAGAUGAACAUAUUUACCUUGAAAGCCCUGAUUUAACGUACACUAAAUACCACAAUCAAAU
Molecule: messenger RNA, 2402 nt
Organism: Syngnathus acus (greater pipefish)
Lineage: Eukaryota; Metazoa; Chordata; Actinopteri; Syngnathiformes; Syngnathidae
Product: UDP-glucuronosyltransferase 1A1-like
Exons: 9
Coding region: 16-1779 (587 amino acids)
Molecular function (GO): UDP-glycosyltransferase activity
Source: RefSeq, a predicted model, not a curated record